AUGCCCAGGUGGCGAUAUGGCGAUGCUUCAGCUGCCGAAAACCCCGGACCACCUGAGCCCAGCGCAAGGGUUGGCAGCGUCCAAACCAUGGAUUUGGGCCAUGAACUGGUGGAUGCUGGUGGUGAACAAAAAGCAACUCUUAUCCGGUCUCCCAAAGCCUUCAAGAAGCAGAUUGUUGAUACAUCCGAUCAACAAGAUGGAACUGUGACCAGCACUGAACCAAGAGACAGCCAAAAGAUGUUGGAAGAACAUAGAAAUCAGUUGGCCUUAAGCGCCGAACGUGCCAGCCCUACGACGCUCUCACAUCGCUCACACAUGUUGCACUCCUCCCGCAGUCCCAACAACAAGAACCAGUUGACUGAUACUCGACUGCAGAGAAGACCAUAUACCGUGCAAGCUGCAAAACCCAACGUCGCUGAGCCACAAGACUUCCGGAAGUUUCAUCAAACAUCUGCCAUGGCAGCAUCCGGCCUAGUGGCCUCGGAUGAAAGUUGUGCUGCUGAUGGGACGUGCAGCGAGUCGCUUAGACCGGCCAGACAUGCGAGACAGCAGAAGGUUUUGCGUGAUGACCCCAAGCCCUCUCGUCGUAAAGGUGCAGUCAAGUCCCUUAUCGAGCAGGAAGUCUUGGAGUUAGAAGCGUUGUCGGAGAUCUACCACAAGCAACUGACCUUGUUGGAAGAUCUACAGCGGGGACUUCAUGCUGGUCUGGGGCACCGUGCGGAGUUCGUGGCCGCUGAGAGCUCAUCUUUGGAGUUGGUGGAGCUGCCAAGCAAAGGCUACGGCGUGAGGACAAUAGCUUCCAUCGAUGCAGGCUGCUGCCUGCUAGCUGAACCGCCAUUGGUGCUAUUGCAGCUGGAGAGCAGCAAAGAAGAAACAUUCGCCUGUGGGCACUGUUUGAAGCCCCUCCCAGGUUCCACCCACCACCACUGCGGCUGCAGUUCCUUCUGUUCCCAGCCGUGCAUGGCAGAUGCCACGGCCUCAGGGCACCCCUUCCUUUGCGGCGAAACCUCUGCCGCUCAGCAACUGGACGAGCUUCUCCGAGAGCUGGGCAACGUGGGAGAAGCCUUCCGCCUCAGCGCCAAGGUGCUGGCCAAAAGUGCCGUGGAUGCCUCGAUUUAUCCCUUGGUUCAUGGCUUGGUAGGGGCCCCGUGGUGGCAGACCGUGGCGGGCUUUGAGGGGCCGUUGGCGCAGGAGGCCGAAGGGAUCACUGGAACAGUGCUGGAGCUGUUGGAGACCCUGCUGCCCCUGCCGCACGGCUUCGACGUGCAGCAGUUGGCGAUGCUAGUGGGACGGGUGCGAAUGAACGCCGUGGAGGUGGAGGUGACAGAUGAGGAGCUUCCCACAACUCGGGGCUUGGCGUUGUACCUGGUGGCAUCGGCCGUGAACCAUGACUGCAAGCCAAAUUGUGCUUUGCAAUCAUGCCUGCCGAUGCCUGAACUGCGGGGUUGGGCUGUGCUUCAAGCCCUGCGAGAUUUGGAGGAAGGAGAGGAGGUGACCAUCGAAUAUGUGGCUGAUAGUCCGGAUCGUCACCAACAGCUGCUGGAGCAAUGGCAAUUUGAGUGCAACUGCCAGGAAAAGAGCGGCCAAGCGGGGAGCAUGCGGUCGCAUGCAGUACAGGCCUUGUUGGAAGCAGCACCGCUCGUGUCGGAGCAGGUGAUCUGUGGAGCACCUCCCAGUCGAUCGACUGUAGAGGAAGAGGAAGACGCCGUGGAGCCCGUAGCAGGCAAGACAUCAUCGGCCGCUGCCCUGGACGACUUUGUGAUCUCCAAAGCAGUGGUGCCGCAAGAGUCUGCCUCAACUCUUUUGGGCCUGAUGCCCUUGCGUAACCACCGCUCCACAGCGCCCACGCCUACCUCGCAGAUUGCUAUGCCUACUGUGCUGGUGGUCACAGUCCUGGGCUCAGAGGAGCAAUCUUUCCACCUCCUUGAUUCCCCGAGAAUUGCCAUGGCUGCCUUGCUGAUUGGUUCCGGUCAACAGCUAACUUUCUGCUGCGGCGUGGUUGCUGUGACGGGUGAUGCAGUGGAACAGGCUUCAUCGAGGGGCCUUGCAGCAGUGCCAGGUAGCUGGGUCCAGCAGCGUGAGAAGAGAGAUGGCGCGCAGCAUCACCUGACCCUACUCAGCAAGGUGGAUCUGCAACAGUUGUCGCAGCGGAUGGCAGACGGCGCCAGUUGGUGCCAAGAAGUUCCCCCCGAUGCCGACAUGACGGGCAUAGCCAAAGCUGCUGCUGCCCUGCUGGGAAAGAUGAGCUGUACAUGGGACUGGGUCGAUGUGGGCACCGGCAGUUGCAAAGACGCCACCGGGGAGGCCUCCUUCCGUGUGGUGCUGUGGCCAGCGGCUGCCGCAUGGCGGGAGCGGUUGGAGCUGCCGCCCAAGGAUUUUCACAUCACCCUGGGAUUUCACGAUGCAGAUGUGCACAGCAAAUCCAAAGGUGUUGCAUCCCUCAGAUCUCCAGAGGUGGCUUCCCUUCCACAGCUGCUUCAGUUGGCCCAGCGCCUCAUCCCCGACUUGGAGUCCUUCGGGCCCAGCAUCGAGCAGAUGCUGGAGACAGUGCAGCAAGGGGAGAUGGAUGUGGAAAUGCAGGUCCAGGCCCUGAGGCUUUGGUGCACCUACCACGGUCGCCAGAAGCAGCCGCAGCAGGUGCUGCUCCAUGCGGAUCAGCUGCUGGAGCUAAGCGGGAACGAUGCCGUGGCCAUGCGCAGCAGGGGCUUGGCGCUGGUGAUGUUGCAGAGAUAUCAGGAGGCACUGGAGGCUCUGCAACGUGCAGAUGACUUGCAGCCGGCCGAGGGACCUGAAGCCCAGCGUGUGGCGCAGGCUGUGGCGAUCUGCAGGAAGAAGUUGGGUGGAAAGACGGAUGUCAAUGGCUAUGCGCUGGCCGCGAACGUGGCGGCUGACGAUCCAAAAUCUCCUGCGGAGGGGAACUACCCAAAGACGCCUCAUUUGCCCUUCUCUCCUGGCGUGAACCCCGACGACACGCGGAUUUCAGACUGCAAACACCUACUGGAAGCAGAAGUGGUAGUCACUGAAAAGUUGGAUGGUGGAAACUGCUGCCUGAAGGAUGGACAAGUCUUUGGCCGAACCCAUGCCCAGCCUGCCAGCCACGAGUCAUUCUCAGCUGUCAAAGAGCUGGCGGCCAACCUGGGGCCGCAACUGGAGGGCGUCCAACUGUUUGGAGAAAACAUGCAGGCAGUCCACAGCAUCGAAUACGGCAACCUCCAAAGUUUCUUCUACGUCUUCGCCGCCCGGCGGGGCAACAGCUGGUUGAGUUGGGAUGAAACCACACGGCUGGCCGAAGACCUGGGGCUGCCCAUGGUCCCUCUGGUGUUUCGUGGCAAGUUCGACUCCCCGGAACGGUUGCAGAAAUGUUUGGAGACGUGGAAGGCAGAGAAAUCCGCAGUGGGAGCAGAUGUCGAAGCAGAGGGCUUCGUCGUGCGGCGCUCUGCGGCCAUCCACGAGAAGGCCUUCCAGGAUGAGGUGGCAAAGUUUGUGAGAGCCAAUCACAUCCAGACCGAUGAGGCUUGGAAAAGGAAAUGGAAGAAGGCCUCCAUUGGGCCAGAGCUGGAAACGUCACCGCUGAGGACGCUGGAAGAUCACUGA
Cladocopium goreaui is the source of this 3594-nucleotide messenger RNA. Lineage: Eukaryota; Dinophyceae; Suessiales; Symbiodiniaceae. The record is from the annotation of a GenBank genome assembly.